UCAAGAAUUCUCAGUAUGCUGUCAGUGAAGCAAAGCCAUGAAACCCCAACUGCUUCACAGCUUUCUUUUCCAAUUCUUCUUGCUUUGCACGGCGGCGUCGGAGAAUGAAGCUCAGAGCACCGGCGAAACCAUCGUCUUUACUACACUCGGCCGAUCAGAUUACGCUUGGGACAUCUUCACCCUUCCAUCCUCGGACCCACCAAAUCCUUCAAAUGAACAUCGUAUUACCGACGGCGUAUCUGUUAACUUCAACGGCCACUUGCCUUCAUCCCCAUCGUCCUCUAUUCUAUCUCUGUUGCGCAACCGAAGCCUAAUUCAAGCCCCAAGUCCACAAGCUCCGACGGGGCUACAGCUCAUCUACGUGACGGAACGGAACGGGAUGACGAAUAUUUACUACGACGCGCUUUACUGCGGUGUGUUGCGAAGUUCUAGAUCGAGAUCGGCGCUUGAAACUCCCGUUCGGGUUCAGGCUCCUUUGCUGGGUUUAGAAGAGAGCAAGCAUCGGGUUUCGAUGAAAGAUAGACCGAGUUUGAGUGGGGAGAAUUUAAUUUACGUUUCAACUCAUGAGGACCCGGGUGAACCCAGGACGAGUUGGGCUGCUGUGUACUCCACUCAUUUAGGGACCGGGUUGACUCGACGACUCACUCCUUACGGAGUAGCCGAUUUCAGCCCCGCAGUGUCUCCAUCUGGGGUUUGGACAGCUGUGGCUUCGUACGGGGAAGAUGGUUGGGAUGGAGAAGUGGAAGAACUGAGUACUAAUAUUUAUAUUUUCUUGACUCGUGAUGCGACUAACCGAGUCAAGGUUGUUGAACACGGUGGGUGGCCGUGUUGGGUUGAUGACUCGACUCUGUAUUUCCAUCGGAAAAGUGAUGACCAGUGGAUGAGCGUUUACAAAGCAACUUUCCCUAAAGAUAAACCGAUUUUAGCCAACUCAGUGAAGAUUCAACGAGUCACACCACCGGGUCUCCAUGCUUUCACCCCAGCUACUUCACCAGGUAACCAUAUGUUCAUAGCAUUAGCUACAAGAAGACCCAAUUCAAGUUUUCGUCACAUAGAGCUCUUUGACACUGUUAAAAACGAGUUUAUUGAGCUAACUCGACAUGUGUCUCCUACAACCCAUCACUUCAACCCGUUUAUAUCACCUGACUCAGCUCAAGUUGGGUACCAUAAGUGUAGGGGAGAAAACAAUGGAGGACAAACUAGCCAAUUAUUGCUUGAAAAUGUUAAAAGCCCAGUUGCAAAUCUCUCUCUUUUCAGAGUCGACGGUUCAUUCCCCACUUUCUCAACCGCGGGUGACCGAAUAGCCUACGUGAAUUUCCCUGGUAUUUAUGUAGUGAACCGGAAUGGUUCAAACCUGCGCCGGGUUUCCCCCUUAAAUGCUUUUGCAAUCGCUUGGGAUACGGUCAGGAAAGGAAUUCUAUACACAAGUGCUGGACCGGAGUUUUCAAGUGAGAGCACAGAAGUUGAUGUUGUAGCCAUUGACGUCGAUAAUGUUGACGGAUCAAACCAUAGAAGGUUGACUGUAAAUGGUAAAAACAAUGCAUUUCCCUCACCAUCCCCGGAUGGAAAACGGAUCGUGUUUAGGUCGGGUCGGACGGGUCACAAGAACUUAUAUAUAAUGGAUGCGAUUGAAGGGGAGAUGGGUGGGCUCCAAAAAUUAACGGAUGGCCCAUGGACAGACACAAUGUGUAAUUGGUCACCGGAUGGUGAUUGGAUCGCAUUUGCUUCAGACCGGCAUAAUCCGGGUUCAGGUUGUUUCGAAUUAUAUCUGAUCCACCCAAAUGGUACCGGAUUAAGGAGGUUGAUAAGCAGUGGGAAGUCAGGUCGGACCAACCACCCGUCAUUUAGUCCGGAUGGAAAGACAAUAACGUUUACUACAGAUUAUGGGGGAAUAUCAGCUGAGCCGAUCUCAAACCCACAUCAGUUUGGUCCGUAUGGUGAGAUAUACACGAUCAAAUUGGACGGUUCUGAUUUGAAGAGGUUGACUCACAAUUCCUAUGAAGAUGGGACCCCCUCAUGGGCCCCAGUAUACAUUAGCCAAGUUGACGUGGUGUGGUCUAAGAGGACCCAAUGUGCUUUUGAGGAUUGUCAUUGGCUCAAUAAAAUGUCUGGUGGGCGUGGCACCAUGGUAGAACCGUUGGGGUUAGCCGAGUCUCAAUGCGGUGCAUGAUUUUCAAUUCUAAUCACUUGGACUAUUCAAAAGAAAAUAUAAUUUUGUAUUUGUAGCAUUGUGAAUAUGCAUGGUGAUAAAUGGAGACGGUAUUUAAAUGCAUUAACACCAUGCUCAAUUCUCGUCAAGCAGCAGAAACCAUGAAUUUGUCGCUCUUGACAUUGAAGGGUGGAUUCAUGUUAUUUUAACAAAUCCUAGUUACUUUGGUUGAUUCGUUCAACGAGCGAUUGAGAUUUGCUAUUUGGGGUUAUCAUUUGGAACUUGUGGAUACACGGGAACGCCAUUGUCUUCGAUUCUCCUCUUGAUGACAACGAUUCGGUGUUGGUGCGUAGCUACCGCCUGCUUGAUUUAUAUCGGGUUGUUUUGUCCAAAAA
Hibiscus syriacus is the source of this 2544-nucleotide messenger RNA. RefSeq lists its product as uncharacterized. The record is from RefSeq and is a predicted model, not a curated record. The coding region runs from base 38 to 2170 and encodes 710 amino acids. The transcript has a single exon. Lineage: Eukaryota; Viridiplantae; Streptophyta; Magnoliopsida; Malvales; Malvaceae.